Messenger RNA from Oikopleura dioica, 6120 nucleotides. The record is from the annotation of a GenBank genome assembly. NCBI's taxonomy places the organism in Eukaryota, Metazoa, Chordata, Appendicularia, Copelata, Oikopleuridae.
AUGAGGGUUGCCCUCGCCCUAGCUGCUACAGUCUCGGCGCAGCUCGACUGGUCGGAUGACCUGCGCGAGAUCCACGCUAUCGGAAUCCAGAACCAGUGGCUCGUUGAAAAGCUUGCUCCUUCCGCUCUCUUCGGUCGACAUGAGCGACGAUUGAGGAGGCAGGCUGAUGAUUGCCAGGACAACCACCCUCGAUGCGACGAGUACGCCGAAUAUUGCGACAAUGUCCAAUUCGCCACUACUUGCGCCGCUUCCUGCAAUACUUGCGAUACAUCCUCCUCCGAACCUGAGCCCGCCAGUAGUGAUGCCAGCGGUUGUGAAGAUCAACUCGGCUAUUGCGAGCAGAUGAAGGGCUUCUGUGGGAAUCCGAACUAUGAAGGAGUGCGAUUGUACUGCCGAAAAACGUGCGAUUCUUGCGGAGAAGCGAUCGAAGUUGGAACCGAUGGAGCCAGCGCCGAUGCCGAUAGUGUUGUCCAAACCUGCGAAGACGAGGACUUUUGUGUCAACUUUCCAUACUGCCCCGACUCAGAGAUCCUCCGAGAGAGGAUCAAGGCGAGCUGUCCUGUCACGUGCAAAGUGGCCGCUUGUCAAGCUUACUGGACAACUGACGCAACCGAAGCGCCCUUCAAAGAAGCUCCACCAGCCGAUGCCUGCGUUGACGCUUCAAUGGCUUGUUCUGGUGUGACUGAGCUUUGCCAGAAAGAUGACUUCAGGGAUACUCUUGAAACUUAUUGUAAACAGACUUGUGGCUUCUGCAGUGCAGAUGCUGUUGCUGCCGGUGAUGGCGAUGAAGCUUCAGGCGCAUGUGAGAACAAAUAUCCCAACUGUGAUCAGCUUCAAUUUAUGUGCGAAGAGGAACAGUACAAGGGCCCCUUCAUCAAAAUGUGUCCAAUCACUUGCGGUGUUUGCGAGGGCGACGGUUCUGCUCCAGCGGCAACGUCCGAACCAGCUGGUCCAACAAAAUGCGAAGAUACCGCUGAGCACUGUGGCAGUUUAUCUUCAUACUGUGACAAGCCAGAAACAAAGGACAUGAUGGCUCAGCAAUGUGCUCUUACUUGCGGUUUCUGUCAAGCCGAAGGAAGCGAGAACGAUCCUGCUGCGGCUGCUACCGAAGCUCCGGCCCAAGAACAAACACCGGAGGAUGCAUGUGUUGAUACUCCGGGCACUGACUGCCAGAAGUACCUUCUUUACUGCGACAACACCAAUACUCAGAUCCCCAAGGUCUGCAAGAAAUCCUGUGGCCACUGCGGAGCCGAUGCUCCAGCCAAACAAGCAACGACUACGCAAAAACCUGCAACGACCACAACAGCUGCCCCAACAACGACAAAAGCCCCCACUACAAAAGCUAGCACCACCAUUGCUACUACUAUGGCUGAGUCUGAAUGCGCUCCUGUCAAAGACAAAAGCACAAAAUGCUCGUCAUACAAGAAGUUCUGCCAGAACCCCAAAUACAAAGCCAAGCUCGCAUCGCAAUGCCCGGCAACGUGCAACGUCUGUGUCAAGUCAAAACCAGAAGCCAAAGCCCCAGCUUCAACUGGCGCCGUGUGCAAGGAUAAUGUUCCCGCUCAAUGUCCAAAAAUGAAACGAUACUGUGGCUCCGCCAAGUACGAAAAGGUUCUCAAGCAAAAAUGCAGCCUCACUUGUGGAUUCUGCACUGCUGACGGUUCUGCUCCAACUCAAGCUCCUGCCGCGUCCGAAAAAUUCGGAAAAUGGUCAGUUAGCUGGUCCAAGUGCAACAGUAAAUGCAAGCAGUACAAAGCCCGAAAGUGCCUGCAAGCUCCUUGCCCGAAGACCCAGCUCUAUCAGUUCCGAGAUUGCCCGGCUGAGGAAAACCAGAACAUCCCCGCGUGCAGUAGCUCGGGCGCCGCUAAGCCAGCUGCGAAAACGUGCUCGAACCGCGCUGGUGCCAACUUUUGCACUGUUUGCCGAGAUAAGUCCCCACAGUGCAAAAAAUACGCUUCGAAAUGUGGCAACGCUCAAAUUUUGAAAACUUGCCCGGCUACAUGUGGCAAAUGCGGCGAAGGAGAACGAAAAAGACGUCGACGACGAUCGAUCUUUGACAUUUUGAAGCCAAAAAAGACAUCUGAAACGUGCUUCGAUAAAAUUGCCUGUCAGCAGUUUGUCCGACAGGGUUUCUGCAAAAGCUCUUCCGCUCUUAUUUUGCGAACGAUGCAAAGUAGCUGCGCCAAGGCUUGCGGCUUCUGCAAGCCCAAGCCCGCAUGUAUUUGGAAUUCGUGGAUGUCUUGGACCAGUUGUUCGCGUUCUUGCGGGACUGGGGCGCAAACUAGGUCUAGGAAAAUGAUCGGAUCUGGUUGCAUCGGAUCACCGAUUGAAACUCGACAGUGUAAUAUGCAGAGUUGUCCUACUCCUCCUCCAACUACUACCAAGCCGGCGCCAACGCCAAACAAUAAGUACCAAGGAGAAUGCAAAGAUGAAGAAACCUGGUGCUCUGGAAUUGCCAAAUCUCAAUGCAGAUCAUCAAUUCAAGUCGCUGCUCGUUGUAGACAAUCGUGUGGACUUUGCAUUGCCGCUAUUUCUGCCCCUACCGUCGGCGGUGGCAAAUGGCAGCCAUGGACCGCAUGGACUGCUUGUUCAGGAUCUUGCAAAGGUGGAUUCAAAAAAACUCGUGAAAGACGUUGUGGUGAGUACGGUCGAAAAUGCGAUGGAAGCAGCUCGGAAACAAUUCCAUGCUCGAUCGGCUUUGACUGCUACGUUGAUGAGUUCUUCAAAUGCGCGGAUAAGUCGGACAAUUGUAAUGAAUACGCGCUGGAAGGUCGAUGCUUUGAUAAUCAGUACAGAGAUUGGAUGAAUAACAACUGCGAGGCGAGCUGUAGGCUUUGUAUGGGACUUAAUAUUCAAUGGAGUGAGUGGAGUAAGUGUGAAGUACCCGGUGGUGUUUGUGGAAACGGCAAGAGAAAGCGCAGCCACGAUACGACCACGAUGGUUGAGAAUUGUAACAUUCCAUGCAAGGACAAAUCAGCCUCUUCCAGAGCCGACUGUAAAGACAAACAUCCUUAUUGCCCUAAUCUAACAACUCACUGCGAGAGCAAAUCCGUCCAGAGCGCUUGUCAGUUCACGUGCAAUUCAUGUCCCGCCGAUAUCCCAGUUGAUAACACUUGUGUCGACAAGAAUUCCUAUGUUUGCUCUCAAAGCGCUAAUUGCAAGAAGGAAGAGUUCCAGUAUCUCUGCCCUAAGACGUGCAAUACCUGCAUGAAAGCUGCGAAGGAAUCCGUCGAUAACUCAUCACUUGAUGCUGAUAGCACCAGAAGCAAUUGUAAAGAUCUUUCACCAGCUUGUAAAGGCGCUGGAAUCAAAGCUCAAUGCACCAACAAUCUCUGGCUGAAGAAAAAUUGCAGAGAAACAUGCGGAACUUGUGGAAUGUCUGAAGAAGCCAUGACUACGAAGGCUCCAAUGACAACGAUGUCUCCCAUUUGUAUGGACAAAUCUAGGGAAUGUCCAAGGUGGAAGUCAAUGUGCCAGACACAAAGGGAGAUUCUCGAGACCAAAUGCCCUGUUACUUGUGGAGUUUGCGUUCCAGAGACUACCAAAGCCCCCCUAACGACUACAACAACCACAAAAGUUGCAACUUCGCCAAAAACGAUGAACUGUCUCGACGGACCCUUGUGCUCUCAUUACGCAGGAAAUUGGGAAAUUAACUGUCGGGACUCUCAGGAUUUCCGAGACACCUGUCCAACCUUGUGCAAGAUUGAUGUCUGCGCAGAGUACUGGGAUGAAGAUCUUAUUCCUGAAAACACUGACGAGCUUGAAAAGAGAUGGCGAGCUUGGGAAGAGUGGGGCGCCUGCUCGGUCUCUUGCGGUGGUGGAGAAAGAACACGAUAUAGAACUUGUAAAGCACCCGUUUAUAAGCCCUGUACAUACGGCUCUGAUAGCGAUACUGGGCUUUGCAAUAAGAUCUCAUGUACGACUACGCAAGCGGUCAUGACUACUCCCAAACCCACUGUUUGCGAGGAUCAGCCAUUCUGCGAUGGAAUGGGUGUGAACUUCUGCUCCGACCCGAACAUCGCAUCAGGCUGUCCAAAAAUGUGCGACAACUGUCAACCCUACUAUGGUGAAUGGGGCGAGUGGAGCACCUGCACUGCCACUUGUCGUGGUAGCGGUUCACGUACCCGCUCACGUGAAUGCAUUCAAGUUAAUGAAGACAAACCGGGCAAAUGCGAAGGUGACGCUUCUGAAACUGACGAUUGUCCCGACAUUGAAAUUUGCUUCUACGAGUGGACAAAAUGGACUGAGUGCGACGCUGAUUGCGGAAAUAACUCAACUCAGACCCGACAACGUGUUUGCAACGAGCCAGAGGACUGUGAGUGGGUGGAAAAGGAGUCCCAGGAAUGUGCCGGCGCCUGCGUUUUUAAUGAAUGGUCAGAAUGGAGCGAUUGCUCGGCUACCUGUGGAAACGCAACUGCGACGCGCUCUCGCGAUUGCCCAGUAGAAGGUGCUUGCGGUGAGAAAUCAAGUGAAACGAUGGAUUGCGAGCUUGAUGAGUGCGCUGAGUAUCUUGACUGGUCAGAAUGGUCUGAGUGCUCCGUUUCAUGUGGUGGUGGAGAAAUGCGACGAGAGCGAGAAUGUUCGAUUGAAGGAGAAUGCGCAAGUCUUGGUGCUCCAAGCGGAGUUAUGGCUUGUAAUGAAGAUGCUUGCCCUGUUGUUGCUGAAUGGGGCGAGUGGAGCAGUUACUCACCUUGCUCAGAAAGUUGCGGAGUCUCAUUCAAGACCAGAUCGCAUGAAUGUGUCAAUGGGGCCAUUGGCUCUGACGGGUGUCCUCUGGACGAUUAUGUAGAAGUCUCAGCAUGUCUUUACACGCCGUGCGAAACGUGGUCCGAGUGGUCCGCCUGUAGCGCCGAAUGUGGCCAAGGACAUCGUGAACGAUCUCGCGGCGAAGACGUCGAAACCAUAAAUUGUUACGCUGGGCUGUGCAGCGACGUCGGCGAGUGGACCGAGUGGGAGAUUAGGGAAAACAACUGUGAAAUCACUUGUGGCGGCUACAAACUCCGGGAACGACAGUGUAUCAAUGGAAUCCCCUCAGAAGGUGGCUGCCAAGGCCCUUCCUCGGAAACGAUCGAGUGCGAGCCAUGCGGUGAGUGGAACGUCUGGACCAGCUGGUCAGAAUGCAACAAAUCCUGCCACACUGACGGCGUCAAGGGAAUCAGAAGCAGAUCUAGAAAGUGCAUGGGUGGACGAUGCAAGGCCGGAGAUGCUGAAGAAAUCAUCAGCUGUGUCACACCUGCGUGUGACUUUAAACCAACUCUGAGAACGACUACGGAAUGGGAAACGACUUCGACCAGCACUCAAACGACUUUCCAGAUCACUACAACUGAAGCUGUUCCUGUAACGACGACGACCACCACCGUAGAAUCAACAACGACAGCUGAAAACACCGAUACAACAGUGCUCGAAGCGGAACUUGACCGUCUCUUCGAUAGCAUUACUUUUGGGCAACCAGAUUGCGAUGUCGUGGAAUUAUCAGAAGAGCCAACUAGUUUCAUCUCUAGCAGCUUCAGACAAACUGAAGAAGGAAAACAGUCGUUCCAUGCGACAGAAGCAUUAUCAAGUGGUUGGUGCGCCGAAGCAAGUGACUCGGAUCAAUGGCUCGUUAUCGAUUACUCCUCAGAUGUCGACAUCGUUGGUGUCAAAUUUAACAUCGUCAAUGAAAAUCUUACGAAUCCAUUCGACUCAGAAACUCAAUCAAUGCGAUACAUGACUAAAAGCGUCAAGAUUGAAUACAACCAAGACGGACAAUGGACUCCAGUUCAGUCAGUCGAUUCUGAUACUAUUUCAGUUUUCAGUGAUCAGCACAUGGCCGAUCCAUUUGGAAAACCAUCAGUUGAAAGACUUUGGACCAAAAAAAUCACUACUGAUCGAAUCCGCAUCAGCAUUGUUUCCGUUUACGGGCGAACUGCCUGUUUGAACUUCCGAGUCCUUACUUGCGAUGAAGCUCCAGCAAUCGAAGCUAAUUUUGGCUUGCCACCAUUCGCCAUGGGAGCAAAUCCCUUCGCCGGUCCGUUGAGCGAAAACACUUUUAGUGCCCCAAGCUUCGCCACUGAAGACUCAGAUAAUGUUCUCUCCGAUCUUGGAUCUAUCGAAUUAGAUGGAUCUGGAGAUGAGUUUUAA